AUGGCUGCGAACCUCCGGUGCACCGGGACUCGCACUGAUAACCAGAACAAAUACGAGGACGUAGGAUCGGACGGAACGGCGAUGGACGGCCGCGGCAGGAUGAAGUUUAGGAAGCUCUUUCGCAGCCGAAUGUCGCGGGCCGUCGUUUCCGCUACGAAACUGAUGCAGUGCACCAGGAAGCAGGCGACCAGAGUCAGAAAAUGCAUGUGUCUACCGUCUAAUUACGCCCUCGUUGAAUUCCCCGUGGUCUGGGCCGAGCUCAGGGCGAACCAGCAGCUGUGCGACGGUGCGAUCAGGUGCGCCAGGGACAACGUUUUCCCAGUGCAUCGUGCAAUUUUGUCCGCCGUCAGUCCGUACUUCAAGGCGCUCUUCACCGACAGCUUGAAAGGCGGGAAGACAGAGACAACCGAGGUCGCCAUCGAUUCCGUUCCCGGCGAAAUUUUCAGUCUGAUUCUCGAUUACGCUUACACUGGCACGUGCAGCGUCAACGCGGACAACGUGGAGCAAUUGCUACCCCUGGCUGAUCAAUUCGAGGUCCUCGGCGUCGUCCAGUUCUGCUGCCAGUUUCUCCUGCAGGAGCUGAGACCCGAGAAUUGCUUAGGUAUCUUUAAAUUCGCCCGUCACUAUUUCUGCCACGACCUGGAAGAGAAGGGCCGCAAGUACAUUCGUCAUCACUUUAAGCGGAUACUGCAAGAGAGCACGGAAUUCAAAGAGCUCACCAGCGACGAACUCGAGGCGAUACUACGUGACGACGAGCUGAACGUUAAAAGCGAGGAAAUAGUUUUCGAGGCCGUUAAAACCUGGACGGAGCACAACGUCGAAGAAAGAAAGGCCUGUUUACCGAGACUCUUGAAAUGCGUGCGCUACGGUUUGAUGAGCUACCCGUUUUUCACGAACAGUGUUCUCGCGUGGAGGCUCGUCGAGGAGGAUGAACAAUGCCAGCAAGUGGUCAUCCAGGCGAACGCGUACUUGAGCGAGCAGGAGGCAAGGCAAGGCGUCGGUGAGGUCGACCUGAAGAACCCUCUAGCUAGGCCGCGUAUCCCCUACGAGAUCCUCUUCGUCAUCGGUGGCUGGAGCGCCGGUUCGCCGACGAACUUCGCGGAGACCUACGACACGAGAGCUGACAGAUGGUUUCUAUCAGUGAGCACGGACGCAACGCCGAGGGCCUACCACGGAAUCUGCGCUCUGAACAAUCUCAUCUACAUGAUCGGCGGCUUCGACGGCAACCAGCACUUCAACACGGUCAGAUGCUUCGAUCCGCUCACCAAGGAGUGGCGUGAACGAGCGUGCAUGUAUCACGCCAGGUGUUACGUCAGCGUUUGUACUCAUGGAGGGAAGGUUUACGCUCUCGGCGGCUUCAACGGCCGCACAAGGAUGAGCUCCGGCGAACGAUACGAGCCGCAGAGGAAUCAAUGGGAGAUGAUACCUCCGAUGCAUCAACAGAGGUCAGACGCCAGCGCUGCAGCCCUGCAGGACAAGAUUUAUAUCGUCGGCGGUUUCAACGGCCGCGAAGUUCUGAAUUCCGCAGAGGUCUUUGACGUGGAGACCAAUCAAUGGAGUUACAUUCAUCCGAUGAUCAAUCCCCGAUCCGGUGUGUCGCUGGUUGCAUUUCGCCACAGUCUCUACGCUCUGGGAGGAUUCGACGGACUCACCAGGCUCAGUUCUGGGGAACGUUACAAUCCGAAUCACUCAGAGGACUGGCACGCUGUGCCAGAAAUGUUCUGUCCUAGGAGCAACUUCGCCACGGUCAUUCUGGACAACAUGAUUUUCGUCGUAGGUGGAUUCAAUGGUUCCUCGACGAUCGCAUACGCAGAGUGUUACGACCCGGACAGCAAUGAAUGGUACGACUCAUCGGCAAUGAAUCUUAGUCGAAGUGCCAUAAGUGCAUGCGUUAUCGCUGGUCUUUCGAACGCACGCGAGUACUCCUACCACAGCAAAGCUCGAGAUCUUGGUCAAGGGCAAGCGUCAUCCGAAAAUCAGGAGAAAAGCAAUCAGGGAGGUGAAGGAGCAGUGGAAUCGAAUGGGACCACUUCUGUCGAAGACGAUGAAGCUGUGACCUUCGAGGACCACGUUCAAGGAGAGGUCAGUGCCGUGAACGAAAUGGCUGGAGGUGGUGGCAAUUUUUUAGGAUAAUUCCCACGGUUUAAUUGCCUAGAAUUUAAAAAAAUUUACAGAAAAAAAUAGGAUCGUUUGCGAUAGAUGGUAGAGACACGAAUGCUCGGUAUUUGUGCAGCACCAUUUCGUAGCAAAUAUUCUUAGAAAAUUGUAUAUUGUUUUAAUUGAUUAUCGAAAUCUUCUCUGGCUUGUAGACAUCUUGAGUCUCAAAUUAAAUGCUGGUGCAGGAUACGGAUGCAUUCGUGUAGAAACGAAUUAAGCGUUAAUUCAAGCAAUGUCGUUUUCGUGCCUGCCAAUAUAUUUGACCGUAAGGGAAUAAAAGGGUCACCGUGCGUUUAAGAGCUUCAAAUAUGACACAUUUUGCAAGCUGAAGUCUUUUUUUUUAUAAUACGUUUUAAAGAAAAUUGUCGCGUGAAACACUACGCGGAUUUUAACCGUGAACGAGUCUUUCAAUUUUAACUAAAUCGAUUUUUUCUAAGGGGUUUUAUUACGCAUUCUUUAUUUA
This is a messenger RNA of Hylaeus anthracinus, 2620 nucleotides long. Its product is annotated as kelch-like protein 10. The record is from RefSeq and is a predicted model, not a curated record. The transcript is spliced from 10 exons. The coding region runs from base 1 to 2133 and encodes 710 amino acids. Gene Ontology annotation, molecular function: protein binding. Lineage: Eukaryota; Metazoa; Arthropoda; Insecta; Hymenoptera; Colletidae.